UUAAAAAACAAGAAAAGAAAAAGGAGUUGAAGCGAAACCCCAAAGCAGGCAAUAACUGAGACGAAGGAAAGAAGAAGGGGAGGAGAUGGAGAUGGAGAUCAUUCCUCUCAUCAUUUUGCUCUUCGCAAUUCCAUUCUCGCUCUCUGCUGCUGAAUUGGUUGAGUUGGACGGAGGCCCCGAUGACGUCGUGUGGGUGGUGCAGCUCUCCGAUCUCCACUUCAGCGUGCACCACCCCGACCGGGCGGAGGACGCCACGGAUAUUUUGGGGCCAACACUCUCCUUCGUCAACCCUUUGCUGGUCUUCAUUACUGGCGACCUCACUGAUGGUAAAAGCAAGGACAUGGUGGUAAUGAAACAGGAUGAGAAAGAAUGGAUUGAAUAUGAGAAAGUUAUGAAUCAAGUUGUCGAGAGGAGUGGAAUUGACAAGAGUGCCUUUUAUGACCUGAGGGGAAAUCAUGAUAACUUUGGUGUUCCUAUGAUUGGUGGCUCGUCUGAUUAUUUCUCAAAAUACAGCAUCAAUGGACAGCUUCAAAGACGUGGAAAGGUUAAUAGCAUCACCAUUCAGACUAGCAAAAGAAAACUUCUUUUUGUUGGGUUUGACAGCACAAUGUCUACUGGUUUACGGGGCCCAACGAACUUGUUUGGACAUCCGACUGAUGAGUUAUUAGCAGAAAUAGAUUCCGAACUCUCGCAAUGGGAUUCUCAACCAGCUCAAUCAGUAACUAAGAUAUCCUUUGGGCAUUUCCCUCUUUCAUUUUCUGCUGCAUCAACAUCUGGAAAGACAUUGAAGGAUGUAUUCAUUGCACGCGCCUUAGAUGCUUACUUAUGUGGACAUUUGCACCUCAAAUUUGGUAAGAAUCUGAAGCAGCACCAUCGCUGCAGCCAGCCUGGUCGGUGUUCCAAACAGUUAUUCCAGUUGAAUGGUCACCGGAGUAUUGUAGAGAAUACAUCUAGUUGCUCUGAUGUUUCAUCGAAGGCUAAUGAAUUUUGGGAAUGGGAAAUGGGAGACUGGAGGAGUAACAGAGCUAUGCGAAUUUUGGCAAUCGAUCGGGGUCAUAUUUCAUUCGUUGAUGUUGAUUUUAAGAUGGGAGCCAAGAAAGCUAUUAUAUUGCCUACAUUUCCUCUGGAUUCACGCUUUACUUCAGCAUCAUCGCCAAACUAUAAAUGUGAUACAUCUGACCCUUCUUCUUAUGGGGAGAUUAGAGCUAUGGUGUUCUCUGCUUCUCCUAUUCUCUCGGUUUUGGCUAAGAUAUAUGACUCUAAACCUGGAAAGCUUGUUCUUGUAUUGGAGACACCGAUGACAAAGCUUGAAAGUUCUCGCGGCGAUCUCUAUGUUGCCCCAUGGAAUGCCCAAGCUUUUGAGGAUCCAUCUCCUGAGAGGUUCCGGCUUCAAAUAGAAGCAACUGAUGUCAUGGGGAGAUCGACUGCCUCUGAACUAAGGCCUUUCUCAAUAACUGGUCUCCCUGCGAAGUUCUCAUGGAGUUGGAAAGAGUUUUUUGUGAUGGGUUGUCAGUGGGAUGCCUUGUACAACCCAAUACUCUGGCUUUUCUAUUUUCUAGUCCUUUCGAUGCUUCUAAUUCCAAAAAUAUUCCUUUCUUUUUCAAGGAGACAGUACACAUACAGAAGCUUUAAAGCCAACAAAUGCUUCACUAAUUGCCUUACAUGGAUCUUUGUUGAACUAUAUAAUCUUCCCGAAGUAUGGCCAUGCUUGAUAGUUUACUUGUUUUACCUUCUUUUAUGCCCUUGGUUUUAUGGCCAAGUCCUUACAGAAGAUAUGGACAGAGCAUACAUGACUUACAGGGGGUGGGUGAUGGGGUCUAAUGAUUUGGGGAGGCUAGAAUUUCUCGGGUUUCCGGAUGUAAUGGUGGUGGUUCUUAUGCAUCUAUAUCUUGUAGUUUUUCCAACGAUAUUGACAAUUAUUGCAUUGGCUGCUGAAAGUGGGGUAUAUCAAGAUUACCUUCUCUCUAUAUCGAGUAAGAAAAAGGAUGAUUAUGAUGGUGGAAGCAAGAAUUUUCAAUCACCCAAGACCCGCGCCACUAGGGAACCAGAAAUUAUUCUCCGAUGGCGCUGGUUUAGGAAAUUUCUACUUUUUGUUACUUUGGCAAUCUUUUGGAGACAUUUUAAGAGCUGCAGAGCUCUCUCUAAAGCAUACGAGAUGAAUCCGGUCAUCCAUUUCCCACUUUACUGCUUCACAGUUCCUCUGUUGCUGGGCUAUACUGUCUGGAAAACUUGGAGAAACUUCAAUGGCACUUAUAAAAAAUACUCAAGAGUGGUCAUCUAUUGGCAUUUACUGGGCAGAUAUACAAAGGUUAGUGCAUCAGUUGGUACAGGAAUACUUAAGCCUUUGAUUUCAUUAGUUCUUGGUAUGAAUAGGAUGUGUGUGAGAAACUUCUGUAGUUGAUUGCUUAUGAAUGAGCAUUAUACAAGUGGGGGAAAACAGAUUUCGAGUGUUAUAUUUGAAUGUAGUUUGGAAGUGUUGUGUUUGAAUGUAGUUUGGAAGUGCUUUGAUUGAGUUAAUAUAAGUUGUAGGAAUUUAUAUUUGUGUUCAAGGGCUUUAUUUGUUUUAACACAAUAGGCUAUGAAUUUCAAUAUAAGCAUUAUUUAUAUUUAUAUAUAUACUAA
This is a messenger RNA of Andrographis paniculata, 2622 nucleotides long. RefSeq names its product putative metallophosphoesterase At3g03305. Lineage: Eukaryota; Viridiplantae; Streptophyta; Magnoliopsida; Lamiales; Acanthaceae. The record is from RefSeq and is a predicted model, not a curated record. Bases 86 to 2401 code for a protein of 771 amino acids. The transcript is spliced from 5 exons. Gene Ontology annotation, molecular function: hydrolase activity.